CUUAUUUCUGAAAGGGAAGGGGAAUAGGAAAGAAAAGCUAAACCUGCAGCAAAGUGCCCUGUGCAGAGGAGAACGUGCUUAGGAAGUGUGUGCAUGCUUCUGAACUCUGAGUGGUUCUCAGUUCUGUAACCUUCUCCUCCCACUGGGUGGAGUAGGGCCUUUAAGAGCAGCUGGAAUGCAGUUCCCCUGAUCAGCGUAGCCAGUUGUUGCUGUCUGAACCUCUGCCCGUCCUGGAGAGUGGUGCUCUGAGCUGAAGCCAGUGGGCUUCGUUCUGUGCACCACCGCCCUUCUCGCCAGAGCAAGCAGCAGCUUCCAGCAGGGAAGAGUGUUCCCACCUGCCCAGCCAUGGGAGAGGACGCUGUGCAGGCCGAAAAGUUCCAGCACCUGGGCUCUGAUGUGCGGCAGGAGAAGCCAACGAGCCCCAGCCCGAUGCCCUCCUCCACGCCGAGCCCCAGCCUGAACCUGGGGAGCACGGAGGAGGCCAUCCGGGACAACUCGCAGGUGAACGCCGUCACGGUGCUGGCGCUCCUGGACAAGCUGGUGAACAUGCUGGACGCGGUGCAGGAGAACCAGAACAAGAUGGAGCAGCGGCAGAUCAGCCUGGAGGGCUCCGUGAAGGGCAUCCAGAACGACCUCACCAAGCUCUCCAAGUACCAGGCCUCCACCAGCAACACGGUGAGCAAGCUGUUGGAGAAGUCCCGCAAGGUCAGUGCGCACACACGCGCCGUCAAGGAGCGCAUGGACCGGCAGUGCGCGCAGGUGAAGCGGCUGGAGAACAACCACGCCCAGCUCCUCAGGCGCAACCAUUUCAAAGUGCUCAUCUUCCAGGAAGAAAAUGAGAUCCCUGCCAGUGUGUUUGUGAAAGAGCCAGUCCCCAGUGCAGCGGAAGGGAAGGAGGGGCUUGCUGACGAGAACAAGUCCCUGGAGGACACCUUGCACACGGUGGACCUGUCGUCGGACGACGAACUGCCCCGCGAGGAGGACGCGCUGGAAGACAGCGCGGAGGAAAAGACGGAGGAGAGCCGGGCGGAGAAGAUAAAAAGAUCCAGCCUAAGGAAAGUGGAUAGCCUCAAGAAGGCAUUUUCUCGCCAAAAUAUCGAGAAAAAGAUGAACAAGCUGGGGACAAAGAUCGUCUCCGUAGAGAGGAGAGAGAAGAUUAAGAAAUCUCUCACAUCCAAUCACCAGAAAACCUCCUCAGGGAAAAGCUCCCCCUUCAAGGUUUCUCCCCUGACUUUCGGUCGAAAGAAAGUCCGAGAGGGAGAAAGCCCCGCGGAAAAUGAGGCCAAGCCGGAAGACACGCCGAGCAGCGGGCAGGAGCCGUCCCCGGCGGAGGGCCCGUUUGCGGAGGGCCUCUCCGGGGCGUCGCCGGCCGGCGCGCUGCUGGAAGGGGACAACGCGGAGGGCGCCGCCGAGAAGGCGGCCUCGAGAGGGAGCAACUCGGGCAUGGACAGCGACGUGGACCUGACCAUUGCGGAAGACGAGGAAGGCGAGUCGGUGGCCCUGGAGCAGGCGCAGAAGGUGCAGUAUGAGGGCGCCUACGAGCUGACCUCCGAGGAGGCAGAGCGCUCAGACGAGGAACAGGUGCGUCCCGCUGCGCUGCGGGUGGACCAGAGCGCCUAGGCGGCCCCGCUGCCCGGCCCGGGCUCGGCACGAACUCCUGCGCAGCCCGCGCAGCCCGCGCCGCCGCGAUACCGUCCCCGCAGCAACAACGCUCCGCGCAGCAGUAGCCGCAUACGCAAGACCAGCAUUUACCAUGAAAGCCCCUGUCGGGCAUCUAAUUGAAUUUACCCUUAGGUCCUAUUUCUGCAGAAUUUCUCCAGGAUUGCCAGGAAGAAGAAAUGGAGAAGUUGAAAAACGUUGCUGUGUUUGUAUUAGUAAGAAAAAACAGAAGAUACUUAAGAUACUAGGCACGAAAUGUGAUUCGUUCUUUUUUGUCACUGUGUAAGCUUGCUGAAUAGUGUAUCAGUAAUACAUUGAAUUCCCACAGCACUCUGUGAAUCUGAUUAUUAUUCAAGUGUGUGAUUAUCUAAUACACAUAAAGACAUAAGCUAAAGAUAUGUUUUAAGAAGAAAACAUUUACACAAGGUAGAAGAGAAUGUUCAGUUGGUUAGUCACUUAAUAGAUACCACUGUUUUAUUGUAAACAAAGGGAAAAUUGAAAGACUGUUAUAGCUAAUGAAGUAAGAUAUGUAGGAAAGUCUGGACUAUUACAAAAGAAAACUAAGAAGGAAAAGUUGGAAAAUAAGAGAAACAGGAAACAAAGAAUGCCAAAGAGAUUGAAGACAAAGGGAAAAGGAUACGCUGAAAAAUAAAAUAUUUACAAUAUUAGGUUAACUGUUUCACUUCUAAAAUAACAAUACUAAAAGAAGUUCAUAUAUCCUGGAAUAAUAUGUUGUAUCAUCAAGGUAUUUUUAUUUUCUAGUAUUUUCAAACAAUAUAACAAACACUUUACAGUGUAAAAGCUGUAUUUUUUCUUAAUAAAUAAAAGACAUUACAAAUAUUUUGAGGAAGUUCAAAAAAUGUCUCUAACAUUGGAAUAAAUGUAAAUCUUCGAAAUGUAAUUAAUAUAUAUUGCCUUUUGUAGGAAUUUUAAUGUAAUGUUUUCCAAAUUUGAAAUAAGCCUUAAAUUCCAAAGGAUGUAAUAUAGACUUAUAAAAUGCUAAAAUCUACAAGUUUGGGAAGUGAAAGAUUCUAUUUUUCCUUUUUUGUAUUUAAUGGUAAUUUCAUUCCAGGUUAUAUUUUAUUUAUAUAUUAAUUUCACAGAAUAUUAGUGUCUCAACUUUUUAAAGCAUGGUAGUGUUUUAUGUAUAUAUACACAUUUAUUCAGAUAGGUUAAUUUUUACUGCUAACAUUAUACUAAAAUAUUGCUUUAUCUAUUUUUAAUUACAAAAUGCUAAUAUUUUGCUAAGUUAUAGUUUAAAGACAGUUGACCCAGGGAGCAAAUUCCCUGCCUUAAGUAUGUGCCACCAUAAGUAACUUUACAAAUAGAGGUAACCCAAGACAAUAUUAACAAACUAUGCUUUGUCUUUAAUAAAAGGGAUAGGAUUAACAAAUGUAUUGAUGGCAUAACCUAUUUAGCUAUGUCCUUGUUUUUGCAAUAAUGUAACCUCAAAUAUUGGGUUGUUGAACUAACAAUAGCUGUAUUAAAAAAGAUUAAAUAAACAAAACAUAAAAUGUA
Molecule: messenger RNA, 3177 nt
Organism: Lemur catta (Ring-tailed lemur)
Lineage: Eukaryota; Metazoa; Chordata; Mammalia; Primates; Lemuridae
Gene: CAVIN2
Product: caveolae associated protein 2
Exons: 2
Coding region: 346-1620 (424 amino acids)
Cellular component (GO): cytoplasm; caveola
Molecular function (GO): protein kinase C binding
Source: RefSeq, a predicted model, not a curated record